GCAGAGCGCUCGGCGCUGCGCGGGUAGCUGUCCGGGAGGAGGCUGUGGUGCCCGCGGCGGGCUGGCGGAGCGGGGACGGUCCCCGGCCCCAGAAAGGAGGCGACGGCUGCAGGCUCUCUGGCCUGCCGGCGGGAGCCUCCAAAACACCGCGGCUGGCCUCGCAGAGCUGGCGUGGUGGGCCAGGAGGUCCCCGUGCGCGGAGUAGGGCCGGGCAUGACCGUGAGGCCAGUUUGGCCAAAGCUCCGCCGCCUCGGGGACGCGGCAGCAACUAGGUGAGGGACACGAGGCUCCUGGCUCGACAGCACUCGCGCCGGCCGCUCCCGCUUGAAGUCCGCCUUUCGGAGUCUUGGUGCCGGACUCAGAGGUGGAGUAAGUCUGAGGCCUGUGAAUGAACAGACAGAAGCUGGAAGAUCCCCAAAAAAGAUGUGUGAGAGGACCUCUCAGAACCGGAGCGCGGGCCACUGGCUGCUGGCACUUUCCCUGGCCUGGCUGUGGACCCUCCUCGCCUCAGCUUCCUUGCAGCCGCCAACUCCCACAGGUCUGGGGCAGGCGACAGAGCCUGGGGGAGGGUUUCCCUGGAGGCCUGGAGAGCUGGGCACUGCUCCACCCCGUUCUAGAGCCCGCCGAUCGCCGGUCAGUCCUGGCGAAGCAGGGCGCCUGCGAAGUGAUUGCGGCUCAUCGCUGCUGCAACCGGAACCGCAUCGAGGAGCGCUCCCAGACGGUCAAGUGCUCCUGCUUUUCCGGCCAGGUGGCGGGCACCACCCGCGCAAAGCCCUCCUGCGUGGACGCCUCCAUCGUCUUGCGGAAGUGGUGGUGUCAGAUGGAGCCCUGCCUGCCGGGGGAAGAGUGCAGAGUGCUCCCGGAUCUGUCAGGAUGGAGCUGCAGCGGCCGACACAAAGUCAAAACCACCAAGGUGAGUUUGUCUUCGAGAAAAUGGCAGGUCCAUAAGAACAAGGGCACCCAAGAGGAUUAUUACUUUCAUGGUUUACUGCCUGCCACCACAGAACAAGGAGUAAUUAAAAUUGUAUCAAACUCAUUAGCAAUUCCAUGUGUGUCAUAACUAAUCAGUGGCAUGGCUGUGCCAUCACCAUUUGUAAAGAUGAGUGACACGUGAGGCAAGGCAGAUCCCUUCCCAUCACCGGGAGAGCAAACAAGGAGACACAUAAACAGAAGAGAAGGCAGCCUUUGGGGCUCUGAAGAGAGCUGCAUAUUUGGGGAGCACAGAAGAGAAGGAGCCACAGCUAGGAAAAAUGUAGCGCUUUCUAGCUGCAAGCAGGCAAGGGAGACAGCCAUUCUGAGCCUGGUUAAGACCAGAAGAGAGUGAGACCCACCACAGGGCUUGCGACAUUUGUCACUGUUUUAUAGUUUUGCAUUUGUU
This is a messenger RNA of Mustela erminea (ermine), 1378 nucleotides long. RefSeq names its product TAFA chemokine like family member 3 (gene TAFA3). Gene Ontology annotation, molecular function: receptor ligand activity. Gene Ontology annotation, biological process: neuroblast differentiation; positive regulation of microglial cell activation; regulation of neuroblast proliferation. NCBI's taxonomy places the organism in Eukaryota, Metazoa, Chordata, Mammalia, Carnivora, Mustelidae. The coding region runs from base 389 to 1060 and encodes 223 amino acids. The record is from RefSeq and is a predicted model, not a curated record. The transcript is spliced from 7 exons.